Molecule: messenger RNA, 982 nt
Organism: Sander lucioperca (pikeperch)
Lineage: Eukaryota; Metazoa; Chordata; Actinopteri; Perciformes; Percidae
Product: olfactory receptor 6N1-like
Exons: 1
Coding region: 1-930 (309 amino acids)
Biological process (GO): G protein-coupled receptor signaling pathway
Cellular component (GO): membrane
Molecular function (GO): G protein-coupled receptor activity; olfactory receptor activity
Source: RefSeq, a predicted model, not a curated record
AUGAUAAACUCUACUCAGGUUUUAUAUUUUGCACUUGUUGCCUACUUUGACACCGGGGCUUUCAAAUAUUUGUAUUUCAUGAUUGUUAUGGCUUUAUAUAUGUUAAUAGUUUGUACCAAUCUUUUGCUGAUUGUGGUUAUCUGUGUGAACAGAAGCUUACAUGAACCGAUGUACCUUUUUCUGUGCAGCCUGUUUGUAAAUGAACUGUAUGGUAGUACAGGGUUGUUUCCAUUCCUUCUGGUUCAGAUCCUCUCUGACAUUCACACUGUUUCUGCUUCUCUCUGUUUCCUGCAGAUUUAUUGUGUGCAUUUCUAUGGAAGUGUAGAAUUGUUUACCUUAGGAGUCAUGUCUUAUGACAGAUAUCUUGCUAUCUGUUAUCCUCUGCAAUAUCACACUCGUAUGACAUCUAACAAGGUUGCCGUGCUUAUUGCGUCCGUAUGGUUAUACAGUGUACUUGCAACAGUUGUCAUGAUGUCUCUGAGUGUCCCUUUACAGCUGUGUGGGAACACGAUUCAAAAAGUGUACUGUGACAACUACUCCAUUGUUAAACUGGCAUGCUCCGACACAACCGUCAAUAACAUAUAUGGACUUGUGUAUAUGUUUACUAUAAUAGUUGCUCUUAUAAUUCUCAUUCUUUACUCCUACAUGAGGAUUCUUAAAGUUUGUUUUUCUGGUUCUAAACAGACCAGACAGAAAGCUGUCAGUACCUGCACACCUCACCUUUUUUCCCUGCUCAACUUUUCUUUUGGGGCUUUCUUUGAAAUAGUGCAAGGCAGAUUUAAUAUGAACAGUUUACCCAUCAUGUUACGCAUUGUUCUGUCAUUGUACUGGCUUACGUGCCAGCCGCUCUUCAAUCCUGUAAUGUACGGACUAAAAAUGUCCAAAAUCCGUAACAUAUGUAGAAGUCUUGCUUUUGGUAAAAGAAUGUAGAACAGGCCUAUAGAGCUGGAAAAUGUUACCUAAAGUCACGAUUAAGUGAACA